Molecule: messenger RNA, 1761 nt
Organism: Chrysemys picta bellii (western painted turtle)
Lineage: Eukaryota; Metazoa; Chordata; Testudines; Emydidae
Gene: AMT
Product: aminomethyltransferase
Biological process (GO): glycine catabolic process
Cellular component (GO): mitochondrion
Molecular function (GO): protein binding; aminomethyltransferase activity
Source: RefSeq, a predicted model, not a curated record
CCUGGCGUUAAACCUCUCUUCCCUCGGCGGCCACAUUUCCCAACUGCCGUGCCGGGGGCGGGCUCGGGCUCAGAGGCUGCGGGAUGCUGCGGGCGGGCGGCCGGGCUGUGCUGCGGGUCGGGCCCCGGGGCCGGGAGCCCGGGUCGGGCGGGCGGCGGCGCUGCUGCAGCUCCGGGCCGGACGGCCUGAAGCAGACGCCCCUCCACGCCUUCCACCGGCAGCAGGGUGGUAAGAUGGUGAACUUCGCUGGCUGGAGCAUGCCUGUGCAGUACGCGCUGAGCCACCUGGAGUCCCACCUGCACACACGCCAGCACUGCUCCCUCUUUGAUGUCUCCCACAUGCUGCAGACCAAGGUGUUUGGCCGGGACCGGGUGAAGUUCAUGGAGAGCCUGGUGGUUGGGGACAUCGCGGAGCUGAAGCCGGACCAGGGCACCCUGUCUCUCUUCACUAACGAGGAGGGAGGCAUCCUCGACGACCUGAUUGUGACCAGCACGUCGGAGCAGCACCUCUACGUGGUGUCCAACGCAGGCUGCAGGGAGAAGGACUGGGCCCUGAUGCAGGGCCGAGCAGAGGAUCUGCGGGCUGCAGGUGGCGACGUGCACCUGGAGGUCUCUGAAAACGCGCUGCUAGCUCUGCAAGGUCCCUCGGCGGUGCAGGUGCUGCAGACAGGCGUGUCGGACAACCUGGCCAAGCUGCCCUUCAUGAGUAGUGCGGUGAUGGGUGUGUUUGGGGUGCCAGGCUGUAGGGUGACGCGCUGCGGCUACACCGGAGAGGAUGGUGUGGAGAUCUCGGUGCCCAUGGGGCGCACGGUGGAGCUGGUGGAGCUGCUACUCAGGGACCCACAAGUGCAGUUGGCAGGGCUGGCGGCCAGGGACAGCUUGCGCCUGGAGGCGGGGCUCUGUCUCUAUGGCAACGACAUUGAUGAGAUGACCACGCCUGUGGAGGCGGCUCUGGUGUGGACACUGGGGAAGCGGCGCCGGCUGGCUAUGGAUUUCCCCGGUGCCCCAGUCAUUGUGCCCCAGAUCAAAGGGAAGGUUAAGCGCAAGCGCGUGGGGCUGAUUUCCACAGGCCCCCCCAUCCGGCCACACAUGCCCAUCCUGAGCCCAGAGGGCAGGCCCAUCGGCGAAGUGACCAGUGGCUGCCCCUCUCCCUGCCUGAAGAAGAAUGUGGCCAUGGGCUAUGUGGAGGGCGAGCAGAGCCGGGUGGGCACGGUGGUGGCAGUGGAGGUGCGGAAGAAGAGCUGCCCUGCCCUGGUCACCAGGAUGCCCUUUGUGCCCACCCGCUACCACAUGCUCAAGUGAGAUGUGGCUGGCAGCCACGCCUCCCACCCACCCCAAUCAAUCAGCAUGCGCCUCUCUUCACCACAUGAGAAUCCAUGUCCCCAAUCAGAACUCCCCACAGGACACGGGUGGCCCCACAGUGCCACCCAUUCAAGCAAGGCUGGGCCCCACCGGGGCCAAAGAGCCAACGUCCAGCCAUGUGCUGCACAGCCAAUGCCAAGGGCCUGUGCCAAGUGCCUUCCAGCCCCAUCUGAGGCCGAUGCCAAACCAGGCCAGUCUGUUGGUUUUCUUGGGGGCGGUGGGCAGCCUCUGAGUGUGCCCUCAGUGUCCAGACAUGCUCUGGCCUUGCUGUAUGUAUGCCACAUGCUGCCAGUCAAUGGGCUGGCAAGGUGAGAGUCCCUCUGCUGCCCUAGCCCGCCUGGGCAUUCCCCCCAUUUCUGUAAUUGGGCUGUGAUUGUCCAUUAAAGACCCCCUGACUCCA